CCGAUAAAUUAGAGACGUUCACUAGCUUCCCGUUUCCUUCAUCACUACACUUUCUCUCUUCUCUUUCUUGAACCAGUAACUGAUCGUUGAACUCUUACUGUUCUGUACGGACGCAGAGAAAGAGUGGGUGUAUCUUUUGUGAGAAACAAGAGUGCGGUCUAGCCUAGUCGUUUAGUCUAGUCUAGUUUAGUCUAGAGAGAGAAAGAGGAAAUGGAGAAAAAGGUCGUAGUGGUGUGCUCGCUUGCGGCGUUUCUAGGGCUACUCUCUGCUGCUUUGGGUUUUGUUGCAGAGGCCAAGAGGAUAAAGGGUUAUCAGGUUCAAUAUACCUCUCCUCCUGACUGUGUAUACCCCAGGAGUCCAGCUAUGGCCCUUGGAUUAACUGCGGCUGCGGCUCUUAUGAUUUCUCAAAUUAUGAUCAAUGUUGCAACUGAUUGCAUUUGUUGUGGAAGAGGUCCUCAUCAACCAAACACUAAAUGGACACUAGCAGUGGUCUGCUGUGUUGUCUCCUGGAUCACAUUUGUUGUAGCAUUCCUGCUGCUGCUAACCGGUGCGGCACUCAAUGAUCAACAUGGCGAAGAGAACAUGUACUUUGGAAACUAUGAUUGCUUUGUUGUAAAGCCUGGUGUCUUUGCAGGAGCUGCUGUCUUGUCCCUUGCGAGUGUUCUUCUCGGAAUUCUCUACUACCUCACCUUGACUUCAGCAAAGAACAUAAAUGAUCCACGGGGUGGACCUGCUACUCCUAAUCCAUCUAGCAUUGCCAUGGGACAACCCCAAUUCCCACCGCAGAACACCCAAAAUCCAGUUUUUGUGCAUGAAGAUACCUUUAUGAGGCGACAAUUCACUUGAUCACUUGUAAUUGUACGGCAACAUACUUGGAUCAGUCUCAGAAGCUACCACAUUGAUAAAAAAGGAUAUUUGUUUUAGGGUCAUUGAGUUGGGGGCGGCUCGUUGUCAAUGAAAUCCGCCUCGCAUGUUGGCCUCUGUAGAAUUGUAGUUCUUACUCCCCCAUCCCAGUGUUUUAUAGAUGGAAUGUCAAAGUCUUAAAUGUUACAUCCUUUUGAGCCAUAAACAACUCAAAUGUUCACUGUAAUGGUGGUGUACAUUAG
Ilex paraguariensis (yerba mate) is the source of this 1106-nucleotide messenger RNA. The record is from the annotation of a GenBank genome assembly. Lineage: Eukaryota; Viridiplantae; Streptophyta; Magnoliopsida; Aquifoliales; Aquifoliaceae.